CCAAAAAUUUCAGCCGUCAUCUGUUGUGUUGGUGUGUCUGUAUUUUUGUGAAUUUCGCAAAUAUUUUUGAUUCUAAUAACAAAACCUUUUGCUAAAUUCAGUGAAUCAUAGUGCUACUUUCUUGUUAAAUUCAUAAGAAUUGUAGCAGUUGAAGAUGUUUUCGUUCCACAGACCAAAAGUGUAUAGAUCAACAACUGGAUGUUGUAUCUGCAAAGCCAAAUCUAGCAGUUCCCGAUUUACUGAUAGUAAGAAAUACGAAGAGGAUUUUCUGGAAUGUUUCAAGCUACAAACUCCGAGACAAGGUGAAAUCUGUAAUGCAUGCGUCUUGCUUGUGAAAAGGUGGAAAAAAUUGCCGGCUGGAUCUGAUAGAAAUUGGCAACAUGUGGUGGAUGCCAGAGCUGGUCCAGGCAUCAAGUCAAUGACCAAAUUUAAAGUGAAAAAUCGUAAAUUGUUGGAAGAAAAAGCUGACAAGAUCAAGAAAAAACAGUUUCAUCGCGAGGAUAGCCCAGUAUUGAGUGACAAAAGUGAAGGUAAUGAUGAGCAGGAUCUCCAAGAAGUAGACUACUUAUGUGAAGAUGGCCCCAGCAACGAAUCGAGUAGGACAGGCAGUCCCGGUCUCAGCGAUUCUGAAGACGUUGUGAUGAAAAGCAGCAGGAGGUACAAAGGUAUGCCUAAGAGAAGACACGAAGAUUCAAGAGUUAGUGGAUUUGUUGAUUUGGAUUACUGGAAAGAGGAAACGAUAUGUUGCGGAGUAAUAUUCAGAGGGCGCUACGACGAAAUCAUGCUCGAUCCGACCUACAUGAAGCCGUGCCGUAGCCGUUUGGCUACUUGCAAGCUGGGUCUCGGCAUAGCCAAACCGGAAACGGAACAAUGCGAGAACACCGGCUCUUCGAAACUAUACAGCGACAGUAGCUCAGAUUCAGGCUAUGACGAAUCGUCUAAUCCCGGCCUUCCAGCUACUGACAACGGCGCUUUCAAGAAGGACCACGUAGGUUUGGAGGAGAUCAACAGUCGGAUCCCCAUUGCUGUCGCCAACUAAUGGUUCGUUAACGAAAUGUGUCAUGUGUCGGUUCAUAGGUUGUUUUUAUUUUUAUUUUGUAAUUUAUUGGUAUGUAGAUUUUUCUUCGUUGUUAUAUUUGUAACAAAUGUACACAGAUUAUUUGUCAAGAGAAGAUAUUUUUAUUAGAUUUUAAUAAUAUAUCGUGGGUUAAGUUGAUUUUUUGGAAUCAAUUUUACGCAAUAUUUUUAACUGACGGGCGAUAUUUUGACUGCAUGCUGUAGAAUUUAAUAUAUUCCUCAUUUUUUAGUUAACUUAAAUAUUAUUUAUGAAGUAUAAUCUAUUUUAAACAUUAAUUUUAACAAAUUCCCCAUGAAUUUAAUUGAAAAUUAAUUUUACAAAGAUCUUAUUUAGAAUUGUGAAUAGUCUCCUGUUCAGAGUAUGAAAGUCUGACACAGAGUCCUAAUUUUAUUGAUAUUACUCCAAAUGUAUGGAUUAUAAUAAAGUUUUAAUCUACAAAAUUCUUCUUUAUUUCUUUCAUAGUAAUUUGAAUCUUUUUUUACCAAUAUAUUUGCCUGUUUUGCAAUAUCUCAAUAGUCAAUGUCUAACAUACAACAGAAACAAGAAAAAAAUACCAAACAAACAUAUCUAUCUGAUAUAUCUACCUUAUUUAUUCUGCAGUAUUGGAAACCACAGGCAUAAUUCAUUGAACUAUGUCUUGAUUGAACGCUACUUGCUUUCAACUUACGAACGUCUUGAAUGAUUUAAAAAAACGUUGACACAAAAACUCAUCAUCCUUGUGAUCGGUGCGUUGUGAAUCAGGCAUAAACUAAAAUAAUCCAUGAUAAUAUCCGUCUUAAAAAAGUAAGUAUCUUUUGCUCUAGUUAUGUAUUUGAAUGAAUAUUUUUGGUGUAUAUUUCAACGGAAACCUUUUUACUGUUUACCAACUUACAUAAGUCCAUAACCUUCUUUCAAGGUGCCUUGUUGUAAUUUUAGUGUUCAAUAAAACAUAAUUCAAGCUAUUGAGGUUGGCGUUUUGGUUCUUUAGUCGUAGUGCUAGACUUUUCGUCAUAAAGUUUUACCAAGAAACCGUAUCCGGCUCGACGGACCAAUGUUUUGUGCUAGGCGCACACUUUUUUCGGCUUUACUAUUUCCUUCUGGCUCUUUUGCAGUUUAAAGACAAAAAAUUUACCAACAAAGCUAUUUUCAUUACAAAUUUCAUACUCCUAUUGAUUUUUACUAAUUAGUUGAAAAAAGUAAUUUCUCUAAUUUGCCAGAGGCUAGUUUAUUUGUGUUUUAAGGUACUGAAGAAUAUAAAUUGGGUGUCUGAUGGCUAUUGGCCAUUUUGCAAUAUGACAUAGUUACCUGUAUUUAAUGUCAUUCUAAAAUGUUGCCAACAACCAUCAGACAAUGUAAUCGUUUACUGUUUACAAAAUAUCGCCCUCAAUUAAAAGUACCUACAUAUUUAUGAAUCAAUUAAGAUAUAAAAAUUACUCCUUUCUUAGAAUAAGUUUUUAAGUCAUUUAUUUUAGGAUGACUUUAUAUUGUAUUUUUGUUCUAUUAACAAUUAGUUGGUAAGUAUCCACACAUAUUUAUCGACAGUACAAAGAAUGACACAAAUAAAGAAUUUAUUGAAAUAAAUAGCUGAAUAAGUAAGUGCAAUAAAUACAAAAUGUCUGAUCUCAUUAGAGAAUUUUGCACUGAUUGUUCAUGAUUUUUCAGACUUAAUUCAUGUUUUAUACAAAGUAAUUUCAUUUUGUUUCGAGUUGCAACCAUAUGCCAUUCUAAGACAUUGAUAUACCAGUACAUGGGUGGUAUUACCACCUGUCAUAUUUAACUGUCAACAUUUACAGGUUAAGAUCAUUCAGAUUUUUUUGAAAACAAUUUCCGAAUUGGGAAUUGAAACGUCAAAGCAAACAUAAAAUUAAUUCUUAUCACAAUCACUUGUAGCUUAAUCCCGUAUAACAAUACCAUAAGUACAACUGAACCUUCAAUUUUUAUAGGUUUGAAUUUACCAUGACAGCUUUUGGUCUUGUGAUUUCUCACUGUUUACCUGUAUAUUUUUGACAUUUGAUGUUUAGUCCACGUAGACACUCACAAUGGAAUUUCAAGGUUGGAUUCUUCUUUUUGAUGGGCCUCAUCAUGGCAAUCUUUAUUUUAUCUGCAGCAAUGUGAAAAGCUGCACAGAUGUUGUGUUGAACCAGGUUCUGAGGUUCUUUAACCAGGAUGUUCUUCUUCCUGUACCUCGCUUUCCAAAUAUUUUCCCUUGCAGGAUGGCUUGUAGGAGGGCAUAUCUGGAUUCGUUAUUCGCAUAAUGUGUAAAAAGUAUUCCAACUUUCGAGAUUUGAUGGUGGUUAGUACCUCUCGGUUCUUCCUCAUUCUAAGGACCUCCCCAUUUGUGACCCUGUCAUUCCACGGAAUUUUAAAAAUUCUCCGAUAUAGCCACAUCUUAAAUGCUUACAAUUUUCGGCACAUAUUCAACACCAUAAAAAUAGGACAGAGAAGACGUAGCAUCGCAGCAUUCUUACUUUUAUGCCAAGAGAAAGGUUGUGGUUCUUGAAAAAGGCCACCAUACGGUUGAAGGUGGAUCUAAUUUUUCCUAUGCGUGCCCUUAUCUCUUGGGUGUUGAUCCAUUCGUCAUUUAUUAUGGUGCCGAGGUAGUUGUAGUGGGUCACUCUUGGAUGAGGUUGGAUUGUCAGUUGCCAAUGCUUCAUUUUUCAUAAAUAUUCGUUGUCUUCUGUGAUUGUAAUUAUACUUCUGAGACAUUAUAAUUUAAAAUUUUCAGUCAUUUGCAACCUCUAUCGAUGUGGAAAGAAAUUCAAGUCAUUUUGUUAAUAAACGGGUUGAUAUUACGGGUUUUUAUUUGGCUGUUUAAGAGACUGAAGAAGUAAAUAUUCUCAUUAUUUUCACUGAAAAGGUUUUUUUCAUAGACUAUUCAGUUCCAUAUUUCAUUUCGGUAUAAUACGAGGCUGAAAGAAUACUAAGACUGAAAGAUGAACCAAAUAGAAUUUAAUACUCUUCUAUCGUUAAUAUAUUUAUAUAAAAAAAUAAAAUUUAUAAAAAUAAUAGUUAUAAUACUACAGUUACAUUUAAACAUAUUUUUGCCAUUAAUCUUUCAUUGCUUGUUGGUCUACUAGUGGGAUUAUCUUUGACUUAGAACAAGUCUCAAAGAAUGUAAAGUAUGAUGGAUGGUAAAAAAGUCCCAUUCUGUUUACUCUAGAUACAUUUCAUACCGUUUUAGCUGUCUUCAUUGAAUUUUUUCUCAAUAUUUUGAAAUUUAGGUGUUUGUAUCAUUCUCCCUUCUUCCUUGUUCCAAUUGAGUCUUUUUUACUUUUUGUGACGUUUUUUGGUUGAGCACUUUUUGGAGCUUCCGUGGGUCUUUCGUUCCCUUUACAUUUUCCUUUUGUGAGGUUGCUAAAUAUUGUAUGAGCAACCCUUUUGUGUAGUGUUACUCUUGUUACCAAGUCGACUUUAUUGUUUUCACCGCUUGUUCACCGCAAGUCGCGCAUGUUUAAUAAACAAUAGAAUUUUUUAUACAUAUUUAACAGAAAAACUUUUGUGUCCAGCAACAUUCGAAACUGCGACACAUCAAAGGAAACUGUAAGUUACCACUUAAGAAAAACUUUAAAAUAUGAACACUCCGCCAACUGACACAGUCAGAGCUCUAAAAUCCUUGCUUUGACGUUUCUCUGAUGCGAUUCAUAUGGUUGCAACUCAUCGUAUUCAUUAAACUUCAAACUUCCAAUCAUCAACAAUAAUGAUAAUGAUAGUAAUUGGGCAAACAUAAGCUUACAGAAAAUCUCAAAAGAUUUUUACUAUAUUCCUAUUUAAUUUAUAACUGUGUGAUAUUUAAAGCAGCACUUUUUAAACCAUUUUAAAGACUAUUUCGUAUUUUUAGUUUUCGUUGACGAUAAAAAGACUGUCGUUCAAACCGGAGGAAUAAUUGGCAGUAAGGUAGUUUUGAAAUUCGAGAGUAAAUGUCUUCCGAGGAAAGUAUACUCUUAUUCACUUUCGUGAAAUAACAUUAGAAACAUUCAAAUGUCUUAAGAAGAGGGUAUGUUUUAAAAUUUUCGAUUUUUUUAUUAUUUUAAAUGAAGGUGUAUAACUUCAAGAAUACUCUAUGAAAAUUUCAGAUUGAUACGAGCAAAAUUACCAGAGACACAGCUUUUUAAAUAACCCUACCUUCGACUCACUGUGCAGCGGCUUUGAGGCAGUGCUCUUGAGCAUAGUGGGAAACGUUUAACAGCUGUUCCCCUUCUCUUUUGUAGAUUAUUACGCGAUUCAAAAGCAUAUUCCGGUAUGCAUCACUUUAGAAUCGUUAAUUCUAUGUGAGUAUUGAAAAUAAAAGUUGUCAAAAAUUUAAACGCGUUUUUUUUUUUCAAAACAGGAUUUUUUUAAGGCGGUGAACAUUGUAACUCAAAAGUACUCAACCGAUCCACCUGAAAUUUUGCAUAGAUUUUCUUUUAUACAUUUCGUGAGGAUACACUGUCGAGAUAUUUUUUGUUUAGCAAUAAUAAAUACAUUCAAUUCACCCUUUCAUAACAAAAGAAAUUCGUUUUCUCGACUUCUGAGUGAUACCAAAAACUAACUCAAAAAUCAUUAAAAAUAAAAUAGUUUUAAAAAAUUCACAAAAAUUUGCUUGAAAUAUUGAUUUUAAAACAUACCCACUCCCCUUUUAAGUUAUGCAUUUAAAUACUUUGUUUCAUCUUAAAAAAUCAAUCUGCCUGAAUGUUUCUAAUAGCACAUAUGUCUCAAAACAAAACCAUUUUGGAUGUUCCUUUAUUCCUCUAUACAGUUUGAACGACAUUAUAUCAAGUGGAAUGCUUUUAGAAGACAAAAAAUGGCUGGAAUUUAAAUGUAUUGUCUUACAUGUUUUCUACGAUUAAUUUCGAAUUUAUGUUGAUUUUACCUUCACAAGACUUUGUGAAAUUGUAUCAGUUUUAGGAGAUUAACUUUUUAGGUUAGACAGGGAUGAUUACCUUUAGGAUGACUUUUAGGACAGAUCAUAACCCUGUCACAAGCAUGUUGAUUACAACACGUGUAUUCUUGGUGCACAUAUGAUUCCUCUCACCGGUCAUACUGCAAUCGAUGUGUUGUGACUAAAACUAUAUUAAAAUCACAAUAGAGAUGCACUAGAAAUAAACAAACCAAGACACUUGAAUGUUACAAGGAGCACUACCAAAUCAUGAUUUACAAUGUAUAGACAUUGCAAAUCCGAAAUCAUGAUUUUUACAGAGUGUAUAAAUUAUUAAUCAUCAUUCGGGGAUGCUCCUCAUAACAUUCAAGUGCCUUAGUUUGUUUAUUUCUAGUGCAUUUGGCUCUCUUGCUUAUUUGAGUGGCUUUUCCACAGUGAUAGUUUGACUUGUUGGUAAUAAUAAUCUUUUAUUAGUACUGCAGAAAGGUUUUGACAAAUAUGCAUGUAAUAUGUUACAAAUUGGAACCACUUCAAAAUUACAUGAUGACUUACUGUCCACUCUUUAAGACUUUGAGCUUCCAAUUGUGGACAUUUAAAGCCAUUGGAACAUUUCUGGAAAAUAAUUACAAUUCUGCAGUGCAAAAAUUUUUUAUCAUAGCUAAUGGGUCGAACUUUCGAUCCUUAUAGUAGAGUCAUCUGUUCACACCACAAGUACAAAACUGUAGUAGAGGGGAAAAUGUUCGGUGAAAAAUUAUACCCAAAAUCCGUUUAUUUGUACAACUCUAACAACAUUCCACUUAUUGCAUUUUCAUAGCAAAAUUUGAACAAAUAAUUCCUUUUACACAAUAAUUUUCAGUAAAGGUAGCGUUUCGCAACAAGCGACAGAGACAGGCGACUGAUAGACGAGACCGAGACAUCAAAUGAACUGUCGCUCAGUAAAAUGAGUGCGCAACUGAGACAAGCGACAUACGCGAAAUGUGCUUCUAUAUUUCAGUGUAUCAGUGACUACAUAUUUUAUUUGGAAAUAAAGCCACAAUUUUGAUAACGAUUUCCGAAGUGGAAGUCGAAAUGCCAAAUAAAGUUAAUUUCAAACUAAAAUUUUGGCUUUAUUCCCAAAUAAAUAGUAAAUUAUAUAAGAUGCCACAACGAAAUAACUUCAGAACAAUAUUCAGUAUAUUGUCAGACGUAAGAAAAGUAUGUAUAUUGACAUCGAAACUAUUUUUAGAAAAGGUUACUAGAAGCUGAAAAUAGGGGAGGAAAGUAUGCUAAAUGUGCAGUCACUCGAGCGCUUUGGGGACCUAUUGGGUUGUGAAGAGUAGGUUCUAAAAUCAAAAAAAAGUUAAGUAAAAUUUUACAUUUUAGUGGGGACUUUCCAUUUUUAAUUUAAUUUUCCAUUUCCAACAAUCGUUUUUUCCGAUUAUAGCGCCAUCUAUCCAUAAUUCGAAAAAAUGUUUUGAAUAUAAGUUGCUUAUUUUUAUACAAAGAAUCCAAACCUCCAAAGUAUCCCCCACCCCACCUCCGUGGGGGGUCGUGUUUGGUACCAUUCGAUAGAUUUUUCAAAAAUAUUGAAUAAGUGUAUUUUGCGGUUUUUCGAUUUGAUGUUUAUUUUGCGAAAUAUCGCAGGAAUUGGUAUUUAAAAUUUUAAAUUUACCCCCACCUCUCUCCGUGGGGGCUCAUGUUUGGUAUUUUUCGAUAGAUUUUUGAAAAAUAUUGAACACGUGGUUUUUAGUUUUUCAAUCUGACGUUCAUUUCGCGAAAUAUUCGCUUUUUUUGUGAAACUUUUUGAAUAGCUCAUUUCCGUACGCUCCGCUCAAAUCGUCAGAUUUUUGAAAUAUAGGCUCUUUUGUAUGUAAUUAACUUACCUUAUCUUAAUCUGGCAAUUUCAAGUAUUUUUAAGGAUAGAUUUUUUUCGGGCCCCCUGAACGAACGCCCCUGUGUUAAGAGCCAAUAUAGGUAGAGGUACAUCUGCAGGGUACCACGUUUCUCCCCAUAUGAUAAUCUGACGCACUCGAGUAACUGCAAAAAUCCCCGCUUGGGCUCCCCUACCAAGAGGAAAAUGAUAUACUACAUGUUUCAAAUGAAAAGAUGAAGGUGUAUAAAUUCUAUAAGUAUUUAAAACGAUGUGCGAAGAAGGAUUUUACAUUUCCAGGACGAUAACAGCCUUGUAGGAUUCCACUUGAGGAUCAAAUCUCGCUGGGUUCUUAGCCAGUAACUCGCAUUAGCAAUUGGUCUUCCUCAUUAGUAAAUUUUAUUUGGGACGUUAUUAUUUUUAAUAAAAUACCAUGUACAAAUCGGUGCUACAACAAUCUUCACUACUGCUCUAGUACACUCUCUCGCUUGUCUCGGUCGUGGGCUACAGAACGACCCUGAUAUAAUUGCAUUGAGAGCAGACGUGGAGAGACCACAAUCUGUCUCCUGUUUCAGUCGCUUGUUGCAGAAUGGUACCUUAACAAACCAUUUGGAUAACAAAUAGGCAAUAUAGUUUCGAAUCUUAAACCAUAUCAUUGAUUGUGGUGUCUUGAUAUAAACUGCCAAGAGUUUAAAAACCUAUGUGUUCCUCUUUGUAAACACAAAUUAGAUGUCUAAGGUACUUGUUUUAGUUUAAUAUUACUAUGAUUAAUUUCUUGUAUCAAAUUAAGAAUUUCACAGCAAUAUUUAUAUGUAUAAUAUUUUUUAUAUAUUUCGACUUGUUUGUACGCCAUUCGAUAAUCUUGAUCUGAUAUUUUCGUUUUAAAAACUCUCUGUAAUGUUUGAGGUGAAUUAGAAAUUAAUUUUCUGUGAUGCAGUCUGAUUAUGACUAAUUUUCUGGUAAUAAUUUAAAACGAAAGGUUUUGGAUGAUUCCUUAUUAAAGAAAAUCACCCAAAGCUAUGGUUUGUUUUUUAACCAAGAUGAGUGAUUCAAAUUUACCGCGCUCUAUUACUUGUUUGUAAUUGGUUCAACUGCAGGCAAGUUUACUCCACUGUUAUAAAAUUUUGACACUAAUGACGUUUAUCAAAUUUUGACACUACUGACAUUUCAUAGGUUAAUUAAGUUAUAUCGGCGAUUUUUGUUAGUUAUUCCUUUAUAGUUAUAUUCCUUUAAUUUUUAGAUUGUUAGUCUGCUUUUAUAUAAAAAGCAGUUGUUUUUGGAACUCUUUAGCGACUUAUUAAUUUAAUAUAAUAUUUAUGGAUUACCGUUGAGGGCCGACUAGAUCAACCAAAAAAGAAGAUGUAUUUGGUUAUUAUUCUAGUGACUUUCUUGUGUGUGAAUCUGUCUUUUUAAGUUUACUCCUGGUAAAAAAUAAACUAUAGUAAAAGUGUAUUCGCUCCAUUCAUGACUGACGCGACACCUAGCAUCAUAACCUGACAUUUUUGGCAACCACAAUUUGACGUUAAGCAUGUGAUACAUAUGACAUAUUUGACUUUAAUAUGUAAUAUUUAUUUACAAUUUUUAAUAAAAUUUGUUGUACUGACAUUACAAAGAGUCGCCAAAAUUGUCAUAUUUCGCCGCUACAAACGCUGGCAUCGUUUCGUGUAUUCCCACCGUGGUCACGCACAGAGCGAAUAAAAACAAUAUUUAUCUGUAUCAAAAAUGAGCAGCUAGGUUUAAACAUAAUGAAGAAAUGAUUCACGUAAAGACCGAACUAAAACAGUAAAAACUAAAGUUGUUGACAUUUUUUCUUUGCGUUAUUUCCAUGGUGGUAUCUUUAAGUAGGAUCCUGAAGUCUACUCAGAUGGCAAUUCAAAACACUCGGAAAAGGCACGAGAAAAACUUUUCAAGGUCAAUUACUUCCAUCUUAAAUGAUAUUUUAAAGAUGGCGUUCUCAAACGAUUCUAGAAGAUAUUUUCAAGGUGAUUAAUUUUUAACUAAUUUCUUGACAAUUCUUCUCCCUUUCUGUCAUUUCUGUUGUGACAUGAUUCUGAAGAUAAUGAUCUGUGUAGUUCUCUCAGAUGGAACCUUCAAAACACUCUUAGAAAAGCUAUGAGAACUGUCACAAAAUUGACCAAUUUCUGGGCAGUUCUUAUGUCUACCAUUUCCCAGAUGGUAUCUUUGAAUAAGAUUCUGAAGAGAUUGAUUCGUAUAGUUUGUUCAACUGUCGCCUUAAUUCGGCUCAGAAAAGGCAUAAGAAAAAGUUUCCAAGGUUAAUUAAUUUCUUGAUAAAUGUCGGUUUCUGUCAUCUCAUCUUUUUAAAUUGAGAUUCCAAAUAUAAUGAUUUUUAUAGUCUGUUCAGAUGGCACUUUCAGACGACUCAGAGGCAUAAAAAGAAAAGCUUUCAAGGUCAAUUAGGACAUUUCUCAACAAAUUUUUUAACAUUUCUUCUGCCAUUUCCAUGGUGGUAUCUUUAGAUGCGAUCCUGAAGACAAUUAUCUUUCUGUUUUGAAGCCUGCUUAGAUGACAUCUUAAAAGGUUUCGGAAAAAGUUUCUGUUGUGGCAUGAUCUUGAACCUAGUGAUCUGUGUAAUUCCAUCUCAGGUGGAACCCUGGGACAACUCUCAGAAAAGGUAUGAGAAGAAGUUUCAUAAAAUAACUAUUCUCAACUAAUUUCCUGACAUUUCUUCUCUCUAUCAUUUCCGUGGUGAUAUCAUUGAAAUGAGAUCUUGAAGAUAAUUAUCUUUCUAUUCUGAAGGUUUCAGAAAAGGCAAAAGAAGAACUUCUGUCAUUUCCAUCAUGAUAUCUUUAAAUGGGAUCCUGAAAGAAAUACCUUUCAUAUCUACUUAGAUGACAUGUUAAAUCACUCAGAAAGAAAAGACAAGAAGAAUAAAAAGAACUCUCAAAAUUGACUCUUCUGGUAACUUGUUUUAGGUUUAUUUCUAUGCCAAAUCAAUAGCUUUAUUGUCAGAGCGUUGAUUUUGCGCAGUAGUGGACCUAUACUAGUAAAACAUUCCCGGUUAAAACUGUGUAACAUAAAUAUUUAUGAUAUAUAGUCCGUCCGCUAUAACUUUUCCCAUGCGGUACGAUUAAUUUUCAAUCAAAUUAAGUCAAAACAUAAAUUGAAACGAACGUCGAUGUGUAUAUACAUUUUGUAUACUAUAUACUACACACAUCGACGUUCGUUUCACUUUCUGUUUUGACUUAAUUUGAUUGAAAAUGAAUCGUGCCGCAUGGGAAAAGUCAUAGCGGACGGACUAUACCUGACAUCACAUACAAACUCUUAGUGUACAUGAAAUUCUUGCUCAUGCGCAUUUUGCUUUUGUGGAGAGCAAAAAACGAUGAAAAUUUUUUGAUAUUGUUUUUGAUACCAUUUACAAUGUAGUAUUUACUUGACAAGACUCUGAAUAUAAGCUCAAAACGCACCAUGUAUCCAAAAUAAUAUCGACAAUGUCUAAGACAUCGUUAAGAUGAAAGUAGCAGAACAAGUUUUGAUAAUGGCUUAAUUGACUUAUUUCACGUUGUUCAAGAUACUCAGCUAUAUAAUAAACUAUAUAAGGCUGGUACAGAAGUAAUUUAAGUAUAAAAAAUAUCACAUUUUAUUAACUACUCUUUUUGUCAAUUGUUAGUAAUUUACGUCUAUAAGAUUGUAUUGUUCUUUCCUUGUAUUUAAUUUAAGCUUUUAAGUUUGCAAUUGUCGUGCGUUUAGGGUUUCGCAAUUUUCAAAACGGGUAAAAAGACCUGUUGCAUUCGAAAGAAACUUUAAACGCUCGAACCUAUGAUGUGAUAUUUGAUUAAAUGUCAUGUAGUUACAAAAAAUGCAUUAAAAACGGACAAAAAGAAAUGUUAGACAAAUUACUGACGUGCCAAGAUCAAUAUAUCUACGAAUAUUCCAACUCUAAAUGAAUCUAGAAUUGUGACGGGGUGUAUUUUUUAGAAAUUUUUUAUUCAAAAUGUCAGAUCAGAAGUUUCAGCCCCGCAAAAAGGAAUCAUACAUAUUGUAAACUGUUUUAUUUCAGACAUCUACUCAGGAAAGUCCAUAAGUGGACUUUUCUAAGUAGCUGCUACUUGUGAAAUUACUGUCUUGCUGUGUUGGCGCAAUUUUUUCAAAAAUAAUUAUCAAAAUGUAUAUAUUAUACAGUAAGAACUCUACUAAACGAAGAAUAUUCUUAUUUAAACUUAGUUCUUAGAAAACAUUGAUGCUUUGGUUAGUAUAGAUGUGUCGUUUUAGGUGUUUGACAUAUCGUAAGCUAACCUUAAAUGUAGUGCUACGUGUUGACGUGCCAACUUUGACGUAAUAAUAGAAUAUUCUUCUUUAUGUACCAUGUCCUUUCAGAACGUUGGUUACCUUCAUAGCUACCUUAAUAUUAUUCACUGCCGCACUAAAUAGUAUGUUUGUAUCAAUACCAUACCAAUCUCAGCAAGUUUUUCAACCGUGAAGUAUUUCUUCGUCCUGGACUGCGAUUGCCUGCUAUUUUCCGUUGCAUAAUAUUUUGUAGCAACCUAUAUUUGGGACUUCCCAUUACAUGUACUGCAGCUUUCUCUUCUUGAUGCUUUUUAUAUUCUCAAUAGUCUUGCCGAGACGUUCUAGUACAGUCGAACCCGCUUAAUGGAAUAGCCUUCGUGCUAAGCAAAAGUAUUCCUAUAACCGGGAUAUUCUAACAAACAAUCAUUGUUGACUAGUAAAAACGUUUUGGCACCUCAAAUUUCUAUUCCUUAAACCGGGAUAUUCCUAUAACAGGUAUUCUAAUAAGCGAGUUCGACUGUAUUCUGAAAUUUUGAAUCUUCUCCACCGAAGAAACUUUUAAAAUAUUCUUCAAUAGCGCCACAUUUCGAAAGCCUUAAGGUGACUUAUAUCAUUUAUGUUUUCUAUAUUCGUCGUCUGCGGUCUUAUAAAUUGUAAAAGUCUCAGAUUAAGGAUGUACCAGAAAGAACUUUCCAACACGAAAAGUUUCAGAUUUAAAUAACUAUUUACCAUUUGAGACUCUUCAAUUUGUUAAGAGAUGUCGCUGUAUCGCGUCCCAAGGGGAAAUUCAAUGAUUUUUGAAAUUCCCCUUAAAUUGAUGGUUGAGCUAUUUUUCGAUUCAGAAGAAUGCACGCUAGCGCUGUUGAUAAAGCCUGAAAUGGUGGAAACAACUGUCCGGCGAUUGUGCAUCCCUCUGAAUCGAAAACAAGCAAAACCAUCUUUAACUAGAUCAUUUUUAUUCACAGUCCAAGACUCGACACCAUAAAGUAAGACUGAGAAGAUUAACAUUUAAAAACAACAUUCUUUCACGACUUUCUUUCACGACUUUCUUCACAUUUUCCGGUGUAAUUGGAUCGGUGGGCCGUCCAGUACAUGAUUCAUCCAAUGUAGAUAUAACACCACUUCUAAAUUCACGGAACCAAAAUUUGGCAGUGUAUUCUGAAGAAGCAUUAGUCCCAUAAUGUUUAAUGGGAAAUCGAAAAUCGUAUGUGUCAUUUUUCCAAUCAACUUGCAGCUGUCAAAAAUAUACCAAUGGUCGCAUCGCGCUAAAAUUUGACAUAACGUCUAAACAAGGUUAUACUUCCUAGAACCAAAUACGGACUGUAAUACAUACAACUCUUGACAUUUCCCAUUACAUUUGAGGAAGCAAAAAAAUAGCGCCAUCUAGGCGGUGUACGGUGAUAACCAGAGCAAUCUAACCUUACAUUUAUAAAAUUGCUUUAUUAUUGUUUUUGUAUAAGUGUAUUUUUAUUUUAAUUUAAUUUAGCAAAAUUAGCUUGUUAUUCAAAAAUUUAUAAAAUUAAAUUUUAAUGUUUACGUCAAAUUUUACGUUGUCACAACGUAGUUUCACCGCAAGCCGACAGUGCGCUAGUGGCAACGUGCUUCAAGAUCGCUGUGGGAGUUGGAUGUAUUACAGUCAAUAGUAUUUGCAAGAACUAAUGUUUUUUUGAAGAUCACACACAGCUACUUAUCAUUCCCCCAGAUAACUGCGUAUGACUAAAAAAGAAACUUUUUUUUAUUGAUUUUUUAUGUUAUAUUUCUAAGAAAUUAAUAAGAAAUAUCGAACAUUUAUGAUUCCUAUUUCAUUUUACUGGAACUUCCGAUCUGAUUGCGAAUGUUUCGUACAGAAUAAACCUCAUCUAGACAUGAUGCCACUCAGUUUUAUAUUGUUUUAAUAAAUAAUUUUAUAAUUGUACAAUCUCACUGAUAAUUUAACGCCUUUUUGUAAAUUGAUGUUCCAAAAUUUUGUACCCCCUUUUUAAAUGUUAGGCCAAUUGUAACUAAUUUUUUAAUUGAGUGAAAAUAUUUUUGAUAUAAUAAAUCAAAAAUAUGAAAAAAAAAUGGCGGGCUGUAUCUGAUAUGUUCGACUAAUGGUGUCAAUUUUUCACAAAAUAAUAUGUCGUCGACUUGUAGACUAUCCAAAGUUUUUCUAAAAAAGAAAAAAAUUGAAAAAAAUUCGAAAUUGUAUUAGUAAAUUUUAAAUAUAUUUUUAAAAAGUGUAAUGGUUUAUUUUUAAGUUUAAAUGAUCUUAACAGUCCAGAUUUUCUGCCUCUAACGACUAUAAAUGCAAGGAUGUCGAAUUUGACACAUUUUUAAAUAAAUUUCUCAGUAUAUGUGCAUAGAAACAUUGUAUUUUUAUUAUUGUCGGAUUAGUUUUGAUAGUUCUCAAAAAAAUCUACAGAAAUUGUAAAAUCAAAAUAUUUAUGGACUUUUUAUCCAAAUUUUUUUAUUGCUUUGUCACAUGAACGCUUUUUAUACGAUUUCCAAGUUCUUGCAUUGUUGUGGCGUAUUUGUCGUUACUUACAAAUCAAAAUCACCUGAAACUGUGAUAUGUUCUUCUAGUCCAGGACGCAUCUGUUUUGAGAUGGACGUUGAGAGGUGACUCAAUUUUUUUUGCAGAAAUUGCUUGAAAAUAACUCAAAUAAUAAUAUUUUAGUUAUCCUUCCACUCAAAAUGGUCCGGAACAUUGUUUAAAUAAUCAAAAUGUCAAAAUAUGAAGGAAAAAUUCGAUUUUUUUUGGUUUUUUGAUUAUAACUUUAAAACUAUUCGUUUCUGAGAAAACUUGUAGUGACAUAAAAGUUGCGUAAUUAAAUUUCCUAUAAUACAGAAUUGGUUAAAAAUUUAAAAAAUAGUCACCCUUGUUGCAAAAUAGCAAUAAUUGCGAAAAAAACCAUACAAAAACAAGUAUUUGCAUUUUAUGUUUUUCGACCAUUUACGCUACACUUAGGACCUUCAUAUUUUACCUAGAAAAACUAUAUGAUAUACUAAAACAACACUGUAAAUUUCAUUAAGAUCGGCUUAAUGGAUUUUGCAAAAUACAUUUUGCAAUCCAGCUUUCGCAAAAAAAUUCAUUUUUUUUUAAAUGUUGCAAGACUGAAAAUAAAGCAGAUAGCAAGUUGAAUUUUUUUUUGCUUAUAGAAGUGGACUGUACCUUUCAUUUGCAAAAUUAAAAUCGAUUAAUUACCACGGCGGGCGUCAGGAAAUUUUUUAAAUAAAUAUUAAUUUUUGGUGCUACGCGCAGGACAGCGGUGUUCGAUUCACACAAGUUGAUUUCCACCAAAAUUUCUUUAUCAAUAUAUUAUUUUCUUACUCUAUAUUUUGUUGUAUGUAUUUUAAUAUUUUAAUUCCACAAAAAUCAAACUUAUUUUAUUAUUGUUUAUGAAAUAUUGUUUAAACAAUUGCAUAUAGGUAAAAAUAAUAAACUUUUAUUCUCUAAGUUAAAAAAUAUGAACAAAGAAAGUUUUUGCUAAAAAAAGUGUUAUUUCAAAAGAUAGAGUAUGUGUUUUUAUUUUGCAAUAAACAAAUUUAUUUAUUUAUUUAUAUCGAAAUGUAAUAAAAAUUAAAAUGUAUCAAACUAUCCGCUGUCCUGCGCGUAGCACCAAUAAUUAAUGUUUAUUUAAAAAAAUUCCUGACGCCGUGGUAGUUAAUCGAUUUUAAUUUUGCAAAUUGCAAAUGAAAGGUACAAUACACUUCUAUACGCAAAAAGAAUUUCAACUAUCUGCUUUAUUUUCAGUCCUGUAACAUUUUGAAAAAAUGAUUUUUUUUUGCGAAAGCUGAAUUGCAAAAUCUAUUAAACCGAUCUUAAUGAAAUUUACAGUAUUGUUUUACUGUAUCAUAAAGUUUUUCUGGGUGAAACAUGAAGUUCCUAAGUGUAGCGUAAAUGGUUGAAAAACGUAAAAUGCGAAUACUUGUUUUUGUAUGUUUUUUUCGCAAUUAUUGCUAUUUUGCAACAAGGGUGACUAUUUUUUAAAUUUUUAACCAAUUCUAUAUUAUUGGAAAUUUAAUUACGCAACUUUUAAGUCCGUACAACUUUUCUUGGAAAUGAAUACUUUUAAGUUAUAAUCAAAAACGAAGAAAAAAAUCGAAUUUUUGCUUAAUUUUUUUGACAUUUUGAUUAUUUAAACAAUGUUCCGGAUCUUUUUGAGAGAGAGGAUAACUCAAAUAUUAUUUGAGUUAUUUUCAAGCAAUUUCUGCAAAAAAAAAUUUGAGUCACCUCUCAACGUCCAAAUGCACUAAUAUUUUUACAGAUGCGCCCUGGUCUAUUCGUACUAUUGCUUAAAUGAUAGUUCUGAAAGUUUUCUUCUUCAGCUAUCGAAUCUUUUGUUAACUUUUUCAUUAUAGCCUUAUUCAUUUUUGUCGUUUCUUUCUACUGUUGUUGAGAGUUCCAGAGAGAAAUAUGUGAAUGAUCAAUUUUUUUUUAAAUAUUCUCAAAGAUUUCUCAGUUACACCAUCUUCUUAGCCUUCUUCAUCGUAUGCGUAACAGAAUUUUAAUUUCUGUAUUCUCUUUAUUCUCUUCCUUUAUUGACACUCUUUAUGACUUCAUUCAAUAGCACAGGGCUUAGUGAAUCACCCUUAUUCCAUUGUCUAUAGGUUCCGUAAGUUGUCCAUUUCUUUUGACUUUCAUCUUAUUGUUUUCGAUAUGAGUUUUCAGUUGUUUUUAUAUUUUCCAGCGGGAUCAUCUUUUCCUUGAUGUGUCUAUCCGUAACGAAUGUUGGCGAUCAUCGUGGCAACCUUGUAAAGCUGCACAGAUGUUGUGUUGAACCAAGUUCUGAAGUUCUUUAACCAGGAUGUUCUUCCUGAACCUCGCUCUCCAAAUAUUUUUCCCUGGCCUUUUGGCUUUGCCAGUGCCAUUAACUUAGGAAAAAUAGGUUUCCUUGCAGGAGGGCUUGUAGGAGUUUAAAUCUGGAUUAAUUUCGCAUAAUGUGUCUUUUGAAACCUUUUUUGAAAAACAUGUAUAAAAUUGUAUCAAAAAACGAAAAAAUGCGGUUUUUUAUUUUUAAAGGUGCGUUUCACCAAUUUAAAAAAUUUGAAAAAAUUCAGGGUGAAACAUUAUGCAAAAAUACACGUUAUAUAUUUUUUUCGUGAAAACGAAUGUCUUAGUUAAUUUUUUAUACUCAUUUAAAAUUUUGAAAUCGUUCUAAAAUUUAAAUUUCCCGCCAAAAAUUAAAAACAAAAUUUUUUUCGGAUAGAACUUUUUAAAGCUUACAACUUUUUUAUUUUAAGUUUUUUAAGUUUUUUUUUUUAAGUUUUUCGCUAGUUCUCGAUGCGGCUGAAAUAAAAAAUAAAAACAUAAAAACCCUAAUUAGGCUCUAGGUGGGUCACAUGACCACCUAGGGGGCUAAAAAUUUCAGAAAGUUAAUUUCACUAUAUAUGCUAAACGGUGACCUAUAUGGAAUUCGAAUCGGGUUGGGGGCACUUUUCAUCAUCUUACCCGGCUAGGCCCUUUUAGUUCUAAGUUUCAAGGUAGCAAAUUGGUACCCCUGUAGUUUCUGGUUGUUUCUUAUCACUCUUUUUAAAUAAUAGGAUUAGCUCGUGAAAUAUAUUAAUUUUGAUUAAAAGCUCCUUAAAAAUAUAGCAUAUUUUCCGAAUAUGUCUACUGUACGUAACUCUUACCUGUCCGGCCUAUUUAGCUAGAAAAUAUAAAAUGUACAACUCGGCAACACUGUACAGCUAUAAAUUUUGUAUGCCAGUACUAAAAUACAACUGGUUGUCGAUAAAACAGGAAUCUACUAUUGAUGGAUGACGUUUACGACUCAGUAGUUCAUUUGUACUUUCCUUGUCACUUCCAUGCUUGUGAGAUACAUACAUAGAAAUGUCAGUGUUGCUGAGGUGUAUCUCUACAAACUGAUCCUGAUAUAUUAAAAUUUUAAUUAGUGAAUAAUUGAGUCUGUUAUCGUAUAACCAAAUGAUAUAUUUAUUCGAUGUUUCCCUCUUCGUUGAAAUCACCAAAUAUAAACACCAUUUUAAUGUUCAUGUAUUGGUACCCUUGUAUAUUGGAGCAAAAAUCCAAAAUAUUACAAAAUUUAUUUAAAAAAGUUAAGAUUUAAAAUAAUUUUUUGUAAUGUAUUUAUUAGAACGAAUUCUAUUUUAUAAUAUAUGUGAAGAAAAAUAUAUGUGUUUCACUAAAUAAUAAUGAGAGAGCUCUUAAGCAACAUCACAGCUUUAUCAUUCGAUGGCUUGCCACGAAAUGUUACAUUCUACGCCACUUUACCGAGUAGAAGAGUGGACGUUAACAGCAGCAAUUAUAAAAAGUUCGAGGCUUUAGAAAUGUGGCUGUACCGACGCAUAUUGAGAAUUCCUUGGGCACACAGGGUGAUCAACACAAAGGUAUGAAACGAGUGGAUCAAGAGAUGGAAAUAUUAACUGUCAAAAGGAAGCACAUCAUACCUGAGUAAAUAAAAUAAAUAAAUAAAGCGAAUAAAUCUAACUUUGAAGUCCACUAAACUACUGGCUAAAUGGGCAUAGCUCCCAAGGGCCAAAAAAAAAAAGUCCACUAAACUAUAAAGUCGACAUAUUUUUCAUCUAUUGAAGAAUUUUGAGAAAUUUCAUAGGUUUUUCAAGAUCUACUUACGGGCAAAAAGCAAAUUAGAUGUUAGAUCAGCUCAUAAAAGUGUUCCUCUCUCAUGAAAACUCACCAAAAAUUGUACGAAUCCUCAGAAAAUCCACACAAAAUUCUCACAUGGUGAAUUUUUGUACAAAUAAUGACUGAUAGUGUUAUUUUGCGCUCAAUACUGUUAUCAGAGUUCCCUAUGUACUCGGGUAUGCGGGUAUCCACCCUCGGGAAACAUCUUAGGGUAGUUUGGGGGUAGUUACCCUCGACCAAUAGGGGUUGAUAAUUAAACACUAUUGAUAACUACUUGUUUAUUACCAGACCACAGUAAAUAGUUGAUGUGCUCACGGUAAAACCAUCUACGGGUGCAUCUGAAUUAAGAAUGAUAAUUGAUAAACGAAUGAAUCACGAUGCCUUGCUGUAUAUAUAAACAAACUUGUAACAUGUAGUAUGUUUAUAUUGUCGACUCAGCUUUGGCCAUGACUUACGAAAAUAUUGAUUAUUUGACGAUGCAUUAUUGCCGACUGGUGUUUCUAACAAAUCUAGGUGACCUACUUAAUUGUAAACAAAUGUGUAUGUUUUGGUUUUGUUUCUAGGACAUUUAAGAAUUAAAUGAAUAUGUCUUGAUCUUAAUUUUGGAUGUUGAUAAACCCUUACACGGGCGCAGGAGUGCUACAUCAGAUUUUAAAAUGUACGUAAUUACGUAAGAAAUUUUAGGGGGGUAUUCUUUGGGAGGCAAGGUAGAAGUGGAUAGAUGCCAGAAAACAUUCGCUCGCUGAGAACAUUAGUGACGUAACUCAAAAAAUACCAAUUGUGACUUAAUCUAUUAAACAUACUCCUAAUAUUGAACUUGAUAUUAUGCUUUAAUGACGGAAGUCUCGAUACGUCAGUAAUACUCUUUGACUUUUAGUUCCACUUCUGCAUGCAUUAGUGACGCAAGUCACUUUACUACAAACUACGUUUUUGAAGUCACUUUACUACAAAACGUUUUUGAAGUUACGUCACUAAUGUUUUCACCAAGCGAUAUAUUGCUUCAUAAUUUGUCUCUUAAACUUUGUGAAAAGAUUACUAGAAGAACUAUUGAUGGAAAUCCAUAAAGAAUAAAAAAUAUAACGUAAGGACAUGAAAAUAUAGUAUAUGUAAUGUGACUUUCUACAAGCAGUUAAUUCUUAGUGAAUAAUUGUAGAAUUUGUACAUUUUAUAUAAAUGAUGUGAAAACAAGUACUAAAUGAAGUCCCCUUUAAAUUUUGAACAGCUGUAAAUACAGUAAAUAUUUUCUUAAAUAAAUAAAUAAAUUCAUUAAUCUUAAUUUUUUAAAUAUUACCUAAAUUUUGAAAUAGUCCUUUUGAAAAAACACAUCUAAAUUCUUUUUAGAUCGGAAAAGUAAGGGUAUCAUAGGAAAAUAGAUCAAGAAGAAGUAGCUUACGUAACUGCCUGCAAAAAAGGUGGAAACCCGUUUUACAAUUUAGACAAAUCGCAUAAAAGAGUGUAAAGUAUUUCUUCUGUAAGUGGUAAUAAACUAACUACAAUGCUAUUCCUGGGCAAUACUAGAACAAUAAGUUAUUUCUUGGUGCUUUUAUCUCAAAGGAUAAAAUAAGGUCUAAACUCAUAAUUCGUGAGAAUCUUAUGAAAGAAAACUCUUGUGCUUUAUGAACGACAAAUCGUAUCAACACCAUUUUUUUAACAUUUCAGCUGUAUCCAAAAGUAUCUUCCAUAUUAUAAAAGUACUGUAUGCGAUGAAAGUCUUUCACUUGCUUGAACAUUGGGAAAUAGAAGAUUUGUUUACGGAAUGGUAGUAAUAAGUGAAGGGCUUGGACAACCCUAGAGAACAUAACUACUUUAAAAAUUUCGAUGAUUUUUAAUUUAAUAUACUCCGUAUUUAUUAGAGUUGGUAUGGUAUUGGAUGUAGAUUUGCAGAUUGAGCAGAAAUUGAAUUGAUUUUUUUUAAGCUUUUCCUCAUCUUAUUGACCAAUUUCUGACUCACUUCAGUAAGUCUUCAUUCACUUUACCUUAAGACAAUUUAUAUAUUUCUAGUACACUGUCUCAUAUUAUGUAAAGUAAGUAUAUUAUUCAUAUUUCUAGCACGAGUUUUACCACAGCUUAAUAUUGAAGAAUAUUGCUGAACACAACGUCCUAAAACUAUCAUAAAAUGAUUUUGCCAUAUUUAAAAUGGUUUUUUUAUAUAUUUUUUUAAUAAUAUUGAGAAACCUUUCAUAAGCUACUCGUAACUUACUGACAUGCUGUAGCAAAAAAUAAUUAAGGACAAAUAAAUAAAAUAACUCAUUAAGGGGAAAUGAGCAAAAUGUCUGUCAAAAUUUUAAAUGUGUUUUAUGUAUUCAUUUUUUUUUCGAAUUAUGAGAAAACUAAUAAGUAUUUUUGAAAAAUUUAAUCGCAAAAUCUUUAAUGAAAGUCCCUUAGAAUAAAUUUAAAAAAAAUUUUGAAUGAAAUAUUUGCAAUUAAAAAUCACACUAAAUUUUCUCUUUUAUUUUCACCCCUGUAACUUAUUAAAAUAAACAUAGAAGUUUCCAGGGACUUUCGGCCCUCGGUAAUAAUGUAAUCUUUCAUUCUGCGUUAAAAUUUUUCAAAAAUAUUUGUGAAUUUUCUCAGGAUUCGAAAAAAAUUAAUACAUUUAAAACACAUUGAAAAUUUUGACAGGCGACAUUUUGCGCCUUUCCCCUUAAACUAUGUGACCGAUCGCUUUAAAAUUUUGAGCAUAGUUUAAGCACAGCGAGACCCAAUAUUCCACGUAAUAUUAAGGUUCACAGUUGAUGCUAAUAAAAGUUGUUAACAUUUAUAAAAACCGAAAUUUCUAACUUAUUUUGCAAUUUUCCAAGCAACAAAUACGGAUAAAAUAUUUCAACAACAUUUUUGUUUACUUUAUUAAUAUUUUGUAUUUUGAUAACGAGGUCGGAAGUGGAAGUCGAAAUGUCAAUAAAUUAAUUGUUCAAGUUAACUUGUGAUUUAUUUCCCAAUUAUAAUAAUAAAUUAAAUGCUUAAUUACUAACAAUAUUAGUUCAUCUACACUCACCGGCACGAAAAACGGGCACCCCAAAAAAUGGGUCAUUUUUGAUGCCUCGUAUCUCCUAAACCUGUUGUCCGAUUUAAAUAAUUGUUUUAAUAUUUUAUAGCCUUAUUCUUGAACAAUAUUGCUGUAAUAAUAUUGUUGCUAGACAGGUAAAUUUUCAUUGCAUACCGGGUGUACCAAUCAAACUCUGAUUUUUUCUCAACGUUCGCAUCACCCUGUGGAAUAUUCUAGCAUUUAUAAAAUAAUGAAAUUAAAACCUACAUAACUAUAGAGUCAGCUUUUCUUAACAUUCUGUUUUUUUAUUCAUUCGCUUAUGUUGGAUAAUAAAAAAGUUAGGGACUUUAACAACUAGCCAUGUUCUUUAUCAAUACAGGGUGUUUCUAAAUAAGUCCGACAAACUUUAAGGGGUAAUUCUGCGUGAACAAAUAAUGACCCUUUGCUUUAUAAACCGAGAUACGGGAUGUUGAAUUUUUUCUUACAAACUGACGAUUUAUUUAUUACUCUAAAACCUGUUGAGGUAUGCAAAUGGAAUUUGGUAGGUUUUAAGUGGUAGAUUUGCGCAUUUUUUCACAUAUAAUUAAAAAUUUUAUAUUCACCAUUGGCGUGCAUACGGGUCAUAUUACGCGAAUGCACGCCAAUGGUGAAUAUAAAAUGUUUAAUUGUGUGUCAAAAAACGCGCAAUAAUUACCUCUUAAAACCUACCAAAUUUCAUUUGCAUAUCUCAACCGGUUUUAGAGCAAUAAAUAAAUCGUCAGUUUGUAAGAAAAAAUUCAACAUCCCUUAUCUCGGUUUAUAAAGCAAAGGGUCAUUAUUUGUUCACGCAGAAUUACCCCUUACAGUUUGUCGGACUUAUUUAGAAACACCCUGUAUUGAUAAAGAACAUGGCUAGUUGUUAAAGUCCCUAACUUUUUUAUUAUCCAACAUAAGCGAAUGAAUAAAAAAACAGAAUGUUAAGAAAACCUGGGGCUAUAGUUGGGUUUUAAUUUCAAUAUUUUAUAAAGGCUAGAAUAUUCCACAGGGUGUUGUGAAAAUUGAGAAAAAACCCAGUUUGAUUGGUACACCCGGUAUACAAUGAAAAUUAACCUGUCUAGCAACAAUAUUAUUACAGCGAUAUUGCUAAAGAAUAAGGCUAUACCAUGUUAAAACAAUUAUUUAAAUCGGAUACCAGGUUUAGGAGAUACGAGACAUCAAAAAUGACCCAUUUUUUGGGCUGCCCGUUUUUCGUGCCGGUGAGUGUAUUUAUAUAGCAAACUUUAAAUAAUUUUAUUAUUUCCUUUGCUUAAUCGUUCUGUUUAUGAAAAAUGUUCGAGUUAUCAGAUGAGAUGACACUUGUUUUGGUCAUAAAUUUCUAUGUGAAGGUUCUAUGAAUUAAUAAUGAAAAUCCAAUGGAUAAAAAAUCGCUCCCAGUAAAAAAAUAAAUAAUUCCCAAUGUUCAACCACCGCUGAGUUCACCAAGGUUUUAGUCGCAUACAGUAUUCAAAAAACCUACUGCUUCUUGUAGAAGUACUUAACUUUUGCCACGUCGUGUCGGACGAAUUUAUAUGACUUAAUAAAUCUUUGUCCACAAAUUUUGGGAACAUAAAUGUAUAGCUAGCCAAAUCUAAAUCUUAAAUUCUUAUAAAGAAAAAUGUUAGUAUCUAUUUAAUUGUUACUAAUAAUGCAAUAAUAUAUUAAACAACAUUUGUUAUAUAUAUUAUUUGUUAUACACUACUAUAGAGCGUUUCACUUUAAGAAUGAAACGUUGCAGAUACAGGGCCAUGUAUUUCUUAUGGACGAUACAAGCGCGCCGAUGCCACGCCGUCUGAUUGAGAAUGAAUCAUACAGCGGUAAUCUAGUAACAACACAUGCCUGAGAGUUUUGGCAAUACUGAUCUGCAUAAGCCAAACAUUCCGUUCUUAAUGUGAAAUAAGGUAUAGAAGAUGUUUGUAUUUCAGUCAAGUUUUCUGCAACAUCGAUAGAGCAAAUUGCCAAAUUUUGUGCGCAAACUUCACCAAAGUAUCAACUAUCUAGAUCGCUCUAUCAUUUUGUUAAAAGGCUCUUCUCAUAAAAAUUGACUAAAAUUACAAUUGAAUCUUAUACUACAAGAAAACUAAUUGGUAAAUAAAAAAUUAUUGCAUUUUGUAAAUUUGUAUGUUGUUUAAUUAAAGUACUUAUGCGUUUUUAAACAGUAUAACAAAUUUUUAAGAAAUUUAUCUUUGUAAACUGAAUUUUCUUGUAGUAGAUAUUUACAACCUACUGUGGCAAUGACUUAAACAUUGGUAUUGUAUAAUAAGAUGCCAUAAUUUACUUGUAUUAUUUUUCUUUUAACUGAAGUCAAUAAGGUUCCUCGAAAGCUAUGUAUAUUUCAGCCAUUUUACAAGUGUUUUCUUUAAACCAAAAUGCAUUUAUACAUAAUAUAUUCAAAAGUCAUAAUAAGACAUCACUGCUAUUCAUCUUCUUCUUAAAGUGCCUAUCCGUUCCGGAUGGUGGCGAUCAUCAUGGCUAUCUUGACUUUGUUCACCGCAGCGCGGAACAGUUCAGUGGUAGUCGUGUUAUAACACUUUCGUAAAUUUUGAAGCCAGGAAAUGCGUCUUCUUCCCGGUCCUCUUUUACCAUUUACCUUCCCUUGGAGAAUCAGUUGGAGAAGGCCGUAACGUUCUUGAUUUCAAAUUACAUGUCCUAGAUAUUCUAAUUUUUUUUGUUUUGAUGGUUAUGAGAAUUUCACACUCUUUCCCCAAUCUACGCAGGAUUUCCACAUUAGUAGAUCGGUCAACCCAGGAUAUACGUAAGAUGCGCCUAUAACACCACAUUUCGAAAGCUUCGAGCCGAUUCAUAGAUGCAACAGUUAUUGUUCACGCUUCCAUUCCGUAGAGCAGAACUGUGAAUAUGUAGCAUUUCAACAGACGGUAUUUUGUUUUUAAUGAUAUGUCUCGACUGUUUUCGAAACUGUUUGCCAAAAUCAAAAUAGAAGACCAGUUGACUGAUAAAAUUGCAAUAGAACGAGGAGUACGACAGGGCUGUAUUUUAUCUCCACUACUAUUCUAUAUUUACUCUGAAGGGUAUUUAAGGAAGCUUUAGACGGUUGUGCGAAGGGAAUAUUAAUAAAUGGUGAAUGGUUGAAUAACAUUAGAUAUGCAAAUAACACCAUAGUUUUUGCCGAUAAUCUGAAUGAUUUAUGCCGGAUUUAUACUCAGCUAUUGCCACUGCUGCUGCCGUUGACGGAAAUAUUGCCUGAAAUAUGAUAUCGACGCGAGUGAGGUGUUUACAUCAGCUCCUCGCCAAUGUCCUCACAACUCAUUACCGAACGACUCACAAGAAAGGAAUGUGACAACAGCAUCGUCUUGCUCCCUUACUCACUUGCCGCUUUGCCGGCGGCAAGUGCGAGAGAGAGUAGCUGAAUGUGAAUACCCACUCGUAUUCGCGCUGCCUCUCUUUUGACUUCCGCCACAAAAACCGACUCUUUGGGUAUGUAGGUGCAAUGGCAAUAACAUGACGAGCAGCAGCGCGAGUGAGCUAUUUACACAUGCACGCUGCCCAAUUCCCUGUUUAAGAGGACUGAGUAUAAAUGCGGUAUUUGGGUAUGUAGGUGCAA
Messenger RNA from Diabrotica virgifera virgifera (western corn rootworm), 25152 nucleotides. RefSeq names its product SIN3-HDAC complex-associated factor. Bases 155 to 1039 code for a protein of 294 amino acids. Lineage: Eukaryota; Metazoa; Arthropoda; Insecta; Coleoptera; Chrysomelidae. Gene Ontology annotation, biological process: negative regulation of cell migration. The transcript has 6 exons. The record is from RefSeq and is a predicted model, not a curated record.